UUAUCUUAAAACACUUUUAUUUUGAAAAACACUUUUCCAUCACUGUUGCCGUUGGCUUGAUGCGUCAUUACUACGCGAGACUACCUGAGGUACUAUGUAACUGCAUAAGCCGAGCUUUCCAAGUUACACAAUUGUAUGCAGGUGUUGAAGUGUCUGGAGCUGAAUGCAGAAGAUCGUAGCAGUGCUUGGUGGGGGGAUUGGGGGUCUGUCGGCCUGUCAUCAUCUGAGCAAGAGUCCUAAUGUUUCCAAGAUCGUGCUGCUGGAGGAAUCUGGGAGAUGUGGGGGUUGGUUGAGCUCCACACGGAGGGAAGACGGAGCGGUGUUCGAGCACGGACCACGAGGGGUGCGACCUGCAGGUGCUGUCGGCCGGAACACUUUGAAUAUGGUCUCUGAGUUGGGUCUUGAGUCUGAACUCCUGCCAAUUACGAAGGAUCAUGUGGCGUCUAAGAACCGCUUCUUGUAUGUGAAGGGACAGCUGCACAAGAUGCCAUCAGGACCUGGUGGCGUUCUCCGAACCAUCCCUCCUUUCUCUCGUCCCAUAAUUCAGAGUGUUAUGAAGGAGAUACUGGUCAGUAAAGGGAAAGAGGAGGACGAAUCCGUGCAUGCGUUUGUGUCCAGACGACUGGGUUCUGAGUUGGCAGAUAUAGCCAUAGACAGCCUGUGUAGAGGAGUUUUUGCUGGAGACAGCAGACAGUUGAGUGUACGGUCCUGCUUUCCACCUCUUUAUGAAGCAGAGAGGUCUCGGGGCUCCAUCUUGCUGGGCAUGCUGAUGGGUUCAGGAGUUGGUCCUAAAGUAGUCCCUUCAGACUUGGCAAAGAGAGCGUCUAAAGAGUCCUGGACCCAGUGGUCUCUAAAGAGAGGCAUGCAGACACUUCCAGAAGCCUUGGUGGACAAGCUGAGGAUGCGAGAGCAAGUGGAGAUUCAUCAUCAUGCGAAAGUGAAGAGUCUGAACAUUUACGGGGGAGGCUGGGAGAUCAAACUAGAUGAUGGGGCUUCUUUGAAAGCUGAUCAUGUUAUUUCUACCCUGCCUGCAUCAGCUUUGGCAUCUGUGCUGCCCCCUGCUGCUCAUCCCCUGUCGGAACAGCUGCGAUCCAUCACUGCAGUAACCGUUGCCGUGGUGAAUUUGGAAUAUGAAGGCUUCAUCCUUCCUGUUACUGGCUUUGGACAUUUGGUGCCUUCUUCAGAAGAUCCAGGUCUGUUAGGGGUGGUGUACGACUCUGUUCCCUUUCCACAACACAAUCAGAGUGGAAAACCCACCACUAGGCUGACGGUGAUGAUGGGGGGAGCGUGGUUUGAGCAGACGUUUGGUAGUCCUGAUUUAGUGACGAAGCAGACGCUGUUGGAUCGAGCCACCCAGGCUGUGACCUCUCACCUGGGCGUAACCUCACAACCUGUAUGGAGCUUUGUUGCUUUACUCAAGAACUGCAUUCCGCAGUAUCAUUUAGGACACUGGAAACGACUUGAAAAGAUGAGGCAAUACAUCAGCAACCACAAUCUGCCCCUUACACUGGCGGGAGCUUCCUACGAUGGUGUCUCUGUCAAUGAUGUGAUAUUUAGAGGGCGGACUGCAGCUGAGGGUCUCGUUGGAAAAGAAGGAUCUGAAAAAUUCACACUAACAUAAAAACAUGCUUUACUUGAACCCAGGAUGGAAAUCAAGAGUACAUCCAAUUGUUUGUAAAUGUAAUAUAAUUUAUCUUGUUUUACAGUAAAAUAGAAAUAUCUAAAUUUCAUCAAAAGAAGAUACAUUGACUUGAGAAGCAAAAACUGUUCAGAGUUAAGUUUAUAAUUUUAUACUCCAUUAGCUUUGUUAAAUUCUUAUUUAAGUUUAAAACAAGAAAAAAGCAGCUGGCUUGAGAAGAAUAAACUUUUAUUUUCUUGAUGCGAUUUAAGUAAAUGUUGUUUUAAGCAGGUUUAGAUAUUUUCUACUGAAAAGCAAGAUUUAAAAUGUUUUUCUGCUGUGAAUGAGCCAUCAAAUAAUGUACUUUAUCAGUAAUAUCAGUCAAAUGAUUGUAGAACUUGACUGUCCCCAUGUGGCACAUGAAUUAAAUGUAUUUUUUUAUGUUCAUCUGUGGUGAAAUUGAACAUGGAUGAGGAGUAUAAUAUCUUUUGAUCAUUCAGUUUCAUCAGUUUUUGACAUCUUGGGCUGGGAAAUUGUCAAUUGCUACUAGUAUCUCAUCCAGAACUUCUGUUUAUCACGCUUGCCAUUAGGAAAGGUCACGUUGUCCUACGUUCACGUCACCUCAGCAACUAUCAAAAAUGGCCUCAAGUGUUCAAAAUAUAGUAAAUUUUCACCCAUUUCUUCCAUUUGUCUGAAAGGUAUGAUAGGACAGGCUGAGAUGAAGUGCCAUUUAAAUCAGGGGGCACUAAAAACAUUUUGCACUGAACAUUUUAUACCAUUACACUAAAGUGGCUUCAAUGGCAAAUUUACAACUUAUAUUUUGCAUUUGAGCCAAGCAGCAGAUUGGAAAUGGCUGUGACCAUCUGCAUUGUCAUUGACUUUCAAAGGGCAAAAAAUUCUAAGUAUACUAUUACUCAGAGAAGCAGACUUUUAAUGGGUGCUUGAGAGACAUUUGUUUCACACACAGAUGCUUUGCAAACCAUUUCUCUUAAUGUGUCACAGAGCAAUAAUGUUUUAUCACGGAAAUGCACAGGUGUGCCUUUUUGCCUUUUACAUGCAGUACUUGUGAGACAUCAAUGAAUGCAAUUUUAUAUUGCAUUGUCACAAUAUGGAUCCACAUGCAAUGGAGACUGAUUGUCGAUUUCAGCCUUAGGUGUGAAUGUGACUAAAGAGUAUGUCUGUGAAUUGUGUAGUAUGUAACAACAAUAAUUCCAUGAAAAACCUCUAAUUUGUUAUGACAACCGCUCAAUAAAUGAUAAUGUAUUUUUAUGCGAUUAUCUUGAGUAUGAUAAAUAAAUGUGUUUGGUUUGUUGCGUGUAA
Molecule: messenger RNA, 2938 nt
Organism: Ctenopharyngodon idella (grass carp)
Lineage: Eukaryota; Metazoa; Chordata; Actinopteri; Cypriniformes; Xenocyprididae
Gene: ppox
Product: protoporphyrinogen oxidase
Exons: 14
Coding region: 164-1621 (485 amino acids)
Biological process (GO): heme biosynthetic process
Cellular component (GO): mitochondrial inner membrane
Molecular function (GO): protoporphyrinogen oxidase activity, oxygen as acceptor
Source: RefSeq, a predicted model, not a curated record